This is a messenger RNA of Impatiens glandulifera, 505 nucleotides long. RefSeq names its product triacylglycerol lipase 2-like. The coding region runs from base 87 to 413 and encodes 108 amino acids. The record is from RefSeq and is a predicted model, not a curated record. Lineage: Eukaryota; Viridiplantae; Streptophyta; Magnoliopsida; Ericales; Balsaminaceae. The transcript is spliced from 2 exons.
GCUGCCUGAACUCUUCAACAGUUCAACUUUUUCUCGAGCACGAGCCUCAGCCAACCUCUACGAAGAAUAUAAUCCAUCUGUCGCAAAUGAUAAGAGGAGGAGGAUACAUUGCAAUGUUCAACUACUCGAGUGAGGCUGAUAACAUGAAGCAUUAUGGGCAGAUGAAACCGCCAUUGUAUGAGAUGGUGGGAAUAGCUGGAAAACUUCCACUUUUCAUAAGUUAUGGAGGAAAAGAUGCACUCUCAGAUAGCAUAGACGUGGGGAUGUUGAUUCAAAUGCUGCAAAAAGGCGGUCACAAGAUGGUGGUGCAAUUGAACGUGGAUUAUGGUCACGCCGAUUAUGUCAUGGGUGUGAACGCUAGACAAGAUGUCUAUGAUCCUCUCAUUUCUUUCUUUAGGUCGACUAGGAUCUAAUGAUUUUCCCAUUUUCUCAAUGAAUCUAUACAGCCUAGGUAAACUAUAAAAAAACACAAGCAUUUGAACUAAGUAAUUCUCUAGCAUAUGAA